ACAAGGUCUGGGCCUCCUCCUCCUCGUCUCCGACUUGCACCGGCACGACGGAGAAGUGGUAACGUACGCACGGGAUCGGAGGGCCUGCCCUGCUUACUCAGCAACUUAUUUUGGUACUCAGCGAGCGCAGUGAGAUUUCCGUGCGAACACGACAUCGAGGAAAAUCUUUGUUGAUUUCGGUGGGAGCGAGCGUCAAACGGGAGAGAGAGAGAGAGAGAGAGAGAGAGAGCUCUAGUGUAAUGUUUAGCGCGUGACUUAAUUUUCUUAGUGGCAAGUUGCGCAUGAAGGGUUAGAAGAAAGUUUGUUGAGUUUGUGCAGAGUUUCCGGGUUCUUCAUGGAGUUACCGGGGUUUAGAUUAGGAGCUUAGGAGCAUGCAUGUCGCCGAGAGCUGGGGAUCGCAGCGAAGAAAUCCGUGGACAUGGAAAUAUUUUGUCGAAUUGUGACAACGUAAUCGGUAACUGCGCUCUUGGGGAGGAACAGGAGGAAGUGGAGGCUAGAAUUGAGCGGUUAGCCCGGAUUUUUAUUUUUUUAUUUUUAUGUAAUGUGGAUUUUAGUUCGUCAGGUGGUGGAAUUCAGGUUGCGCUGUGGUGGUAGCGGUCUAUGCUGAAUAUUCCUUGAAUGAUUAGUUCCUGAGGUUUUCGCCUAAAUUCUAGUUUUAGGUAACUUCGGCUGUGAUUGCUGUUCACUGUUGAACGAUAUGAGUAUAAAAAUCAAAGAUGUAUGCGGUCGGCGCAUGCAUUAGGCUAUUUGCUGAAAUAGAAAUACUCGAAGAAGAACAAUAAGUGUUGGGAUUCUAUCAACUGGCUGCCGAAUUGUGCGCAUUUUCACGUCAGGCAGAGUUAUGCGCCAGGAGCAAUGGAGAACUUGCCACUUUCCUUGCAUCGCUGACACUGAACUCUUUCCAACUUCGGAGUGCGAAAUUAAUACAUGAUCGGUAGUGAGAAUAGUUCGGAAAGCCCGAUCGUCAACUAUUUUGUAUACUGCACAGGAGCAGUUGUUAAUCAGGAAAUGAUCAAGAACUUGGGAUAUGAAGAGGACGGUUAAACAUGAUGUCUUUCACCUCACAAGGACUGGUUGUAGCUUUUUUCUUUUACGCACUACUUUGUACGUGGCUGGUACGCUGCCUCGACGUAAACAGCUCAGAUUACCAGCGGGCUUCUACAAAUAUCUCUUCCAGCUUUGCUUCUGAUCCCGGCUUAUGGGAAACAAUUUAUGAUCCACGGCAAUGUGAGCGCUCUCAGCCUAGAUACAAGGCGCAUUGUUAUGAGGAACUGACGAACCAGUCACUUCUUUGUGAAGCCGACUUGAGUGGUGUUGGAUCCUUAGACACUGUUUGCAAACUUACUACAUCGGUCAAGCUGGGAGCAAAUUCCGCUUUAGUAGGAAAGGGAACCCUAGAGAUUUUUCAGAAUGUGACUCUGUCUUGUGCACAGCCUGGAUGUGAAAUUCUUAUUCUAAUAUCCAGCAAUCUCAUCUUAGGAUCGAAUUCUACCAUUAGAGGCGGCACUGUAACAAUCCAAGCCGCCAACUUGACCGUUGGUAAUCAUGCAUCAAUCGAAGCUUCAUCUUUGGCAGGAAGCCCUCCAGCUCAAACAAGUGGGACGCCUCAGGACUUGGAAGGAGCAGGAGGUGGGCAUGGAGGUCGAGGCGCAGCUUGUGAGCGCGAUGAAAGCAAAGACCAGGUUAACACAUGGGGAGGGGACACAUACAACUGGGAAAAAUUAUCCAAGCCAUGGGUCCAUGGAAGCCGUGGUGGCACCACCGAAGUUAACGUAUCUGAUUUAGGUGGAGAGGGAGGCGGCCGCAUUUCCAUCAUAGUGGAUGAUGUACUGAAGUUAGCUGGAACCAUAGAAGCUAAUGGAGGCUCUGUAGGAAAUAGGGGUGGUGGAGGCUCUGGUGGAAGUGUCAUGAUCAAAGCGCAACGAAUUGAAGGAGCUGGAGGAAAAAUAUCUGCUACUGGAGGGAUAGGGAGAGGCGGCGGCGGAGGAGGUCGCAUCGCCAUCGAUUAUCAGCAAAUGCAGGAUGUUGACGUCUUCGUUAACGGUGGUGAUAGUCUAGGAUGUCCACAAAAUGCGGGGGCAGCGGGCACUCGAUUCGAUGUCUUGUCGAAAUCAUUGUAUGUUUCAAAUAAUUACAAGCAAUCCAAAACUGAUACAGUAUUUCUUACGUUCCCUCUUCGACCUCUUUGGGGUAACUUGGUCGUGGAGCAGUCUGCGAGGGUUGGAGUUCCUUUGCAAUGGAGCAGAAUUCAGGUAUUGGGAACUGUGAAUCUGUCGUCAGGAAGCUGCCUCAACUUUGGAAAUGCAAAAAUCCCUACUUCACAAAGCGAGCUGUAUGCAGAUGAUUACACAAUGGAAAACUCUACUCUCACGGUAAAUGGAGCAUUGUGGCUGGUCUCCAAAAUGUUUACGUUGAAGCAAUCCAAAAUUGAUAUAGUAGCUGGUUCUGAUGACUGGAUGGUAGGCACCUCUACUGUGGAGGCGAGCAACAUCGCAUAUGUAGGGGGUGGGUCAGAAAUCAGGUCGAAUGCGAACUUAGGAGUCCACGGCCAAGGCAGAUUGCAAUUGCAGGGUUAUGGAGACUCUAUAAAAGCGCAACGUCUCUUUCUCUCGUUGUUUUAUAACAUUACCAUUGGUCCCAAGGCAGUCUUGCAGGCACCAUUAAAAUCAUCGUCAUCUAUCAAAUCUGAAAUUACCGCUAUGUACUGUGAGAAUAAUUUUUGUCCCAUGGAGGUGCUGAGACCGUCUGAGGAUUGCAACGUGAAUACCUCAUCACCGUUUACCCUUCAGAUUUGUCGGGUAGAAGAUGUAAAUAUUUUCGGGGAAGUAUCUGGGAGUAUUGUGCACAUACAGCGUGCUCGCACAGUGACCAUUAGUCCUGAGGGUGUCGUAUCUGCUACUGCUCUGGGUUGCCAUGAAGGCUUGGGAAAAGGGAAGAGUGGAAAAGGGAGAAGCGGGAAAGCGGGGACUGGGGGAGGUGGAGGGCACGGGGGCAAAGGUGGCGACGGUGUUUUGGGUGAUUCUAGGUUCGACGGAGGUAUAACAUAUGGUAGCAGUGAAUUGCCUUGUGAGCUCGGUAGUGGGGGUGGCAAUCCUGGCCUUGGAAGUUCUACUGCUGGCGGUGGACUAAUUGUUGUGGGUUCUCUGGAGCACCCAAUAACAACACUGGAGGUAUUUGGAGCCCUCUCUGCGAAUGGAGAGAGCUCAAGUGAAGUGGGGAGCACGACUGAAGCUGAGGUAGAAGGCUUAGGUGGAGGCUCUGGUGGAAGCCUUCUUCUCUUCGUAGCAUCGAUCCUUCUCGGUAAUGGUUCACUUUUGUCUACUGGAGGUGGCAAUGGUGGUUUAGGUGGUGGGGGUGGUGGGGGAGGUGGGCGAGUUCACUUUCAUUGGUCCAAGAUUCCUACCGGGAAUGAAUACAUGCCCGUUGCUACUGGAGAAGGUCGCAUUGUAACAAGUGGAGGAAUAAGUAGAGGUGCAGGAUUUCAUGGAGAUCACGGCUCUAUUACUGGGAAGGAGUGUCCGCAGGGUCUCUUUGGCAUUUUUUGCGAGGAGUGUCCUGUCGGGACGUACAAGAAUGAUACAGGGACUUCAAAAGAUCUCUGCAGACGGUGUCCUCCUGAGAAGCUCCCUCGUCGUGCCAAUUACAUUUAUGUUCGUGGUGGUGCUUCUGAACCUACUUGCCCAUAUAAAUGCACCUCUGAUAAGUAUCGGAUGCCACACUGUUAUACCGUGCUUGAGGACUUGAUUCACAAGCUUGGAGGCCCCCAUCUAUUUUCCUUGUUGAUGUUAUGUGUAAUGGUUACUUUGGCUUGUGUGCUAAGUGUAGCUCGCAUGAAAUUGGUUGGAAAUGACGACUUCUCCAUGCCUGCUGCUACUCCUCAUGGGCCACAAAUAGAUCAUUCUUUACCAUUUUUGGAGUCUUUGAAUGAGGUGCUUGAAACGAAUCGUGAUGAGGAUUCAGAAAGUCAUAUACAUCGAAUGUACUUCAUGGGAUCAAACUCCUUUGGCGAGCCUUGGCAUCUACCGCACUCUCCUCCAGAUCAGAUUGCUGGUUUUGUAUAUGAGGAUGCUUUUAACAGGUUUGUGGAGGACGUCAAUAGCUUAGCAGCAUAUCAAUGGUGGGAAGGGUCCGUGCAUAGUAUCCUGAUAAUGCUUGCCUACCCCUUUUCCUGGUCAUGGCAGCAAUGGCGAAGGCGGGAAAAGUUACAUCGCCUGCAGGAAUUUGUACGGUCGGAAUAUGAUCAUGCAUGUUUACGUUCUUGUCGGUCCCGAGCUCUUUAUGAGGGUCUAAAGGUAGCUGCUACCCCGGAUUUAGUCCUGGGAUACGUUGAUGUGUUCCUCGGAGGAGAUGAGAAGGGACCUGACUUACCACCUAAAUUACGACAAAGGUUGCCAAUGUCUAUCAUAUUUGGGGGCGAUGGAAGCUACUUAUUUUAUUACAGUCUUGAUAGUGACAAUCUUCUUACAAGCCUUCUUUCCCAGCAGGCUGUCCCGGCAACAAUGUGGUACAGACUGGUUGCUGGAAUAAAUGCACAGCUUCGUACUGUUCGGCAGGGUUCACUACGCACCACCUUGUUGCCACUCAUUACCUGGCUCGAAACCCACGCCAAUCCAUGGCUGUUCGAAAAAGGUUUGCGUGUCGACUUGGCCUGGUGUCAGGCUACCGCAUCAGGAUACUACCAAUUAGGUGUAGUACUGAACGACGCAGACGAGGUCCCUGAUAACUUCCAACCCUUAGACAUGCUCACAGUGCCUCGCUCUCCUGGCAGUGCAAGCUCUGGGGGCUAUAAAAAACCCGAUGAUGGGCAGCGGAUUCGACGACGGCAGUCCUGGCAUCUCAGUCCAAGCUACUCUUCUCUUGGUAUAUCUAGGCGACGAAUUGGAGGAGCCACGCUGGAUGUGAUUUCAGUUAAAGCACUGGAGGAUAGGCAUUAUAACUUUUUCCCUUUGUCUUGCCUUCUCAGGAACAUCCGAGCUACUGGCCAUCAGGAAGCUGUGGGAUUGGUCGUAUCGCUAUUUCUUCUCGUUGAUUUGACCUUAUCUUUGCUCAUGCUGCUGCAAUUUUACUCCGUGGGUAUAGAGGCAGUCUUAAUUAUUGUCCUAGUCCUGCCGUUGGCUGCACUUCUACCUACUGCUGCUGGCUUGAAUGCUCUGUUCAGUUCUGAGGCACGAAAGUCAACUGGCCUUGCCCGAGUUUAUGCACUGUGGAAUGUUACUUCCAUUGUAAAUGUGUUGGUGGCAUUGGUGAUAGGCUUCAUCCACUACAGCUUGGAAGUAGGUCCUGGCUAUAACAAAGCGCCAGCUGGACAAUCCAACACGGAAGAAGGUAGCUGGUGGUUUUUACCCACUCUGCUGCUGCUGACAAAACAUUUGCAAGCCCGUAUGAUUGACAUGUAUAUUUCCAACCUUGAAAUUCAUGACCGCUCUCUGUAUGCAAGUGACCCAAUGAAAUUUUGGGACCCGUAGAAGCGAUCGCUUUACUCCAAAUAUUGUAGAAAGGUAUCAGUUACUCUGCCACAUCACAAUUGGUAAGCUUUGCUGCACCAUAGUCUCCAAAUAACCUUUUAAACGCAGUGACAUGUGAGAGUUGUUCAUUCCUGUAAGAUUAUGAAAUCUGGAGUUAGUGCAGUUGAAAUUGCCACCCCAUGGUUGAGUGGCUAUUGAGACUCUAGAAAAAUGCUCCGUCGAAUUUUAAAAAGGUUACCUUUGACGUCAUAAUUAGGACAAAUAGUUUGCUGCUUGCACAUCCUACUGGUUUCACACUCUGUUGAAGUUGUGCUAGACCGUAGAAUGGGCUUUUACAUUCUUCGUAGGGAUGAACUGGUCAUAAUGUAGAUACGUGGCAGAUGCAAAGUUGGAUCCUCAAGGUGUUGUAGACCUUGGAAAAUCAAGUCAAUAAUUACCUCAUUGCUUUCAAACCGUAUCACCAUAUUCAAGAGAGCCUGUGGUACCUGGUUGUAAAUUAUAGCAACUUCAGAGCAUAUUUCUCUAAGAGCUUGAAUAUGCAUUUGCAUAACAAUUCUGAA
Messenger RNA from Physcomitrium patens, 6025 nucleotides. RefSeq lists its product as uncharacterized. Lineage: Eukaryota; Viridiplantae; Streptophyta; Bryopsida; Funariales; Funariaceae. The record is from RefSeq and is a predicted model, not a curated record.